This is a messenger RNA of Neomonachus schauinslandi (Hawaiian monk seal), 1886 nucleotides long. It is a transcript of the gene BORA, whose product is annotated as BORA aurora kinase A activator. Gene Ontology annotation, biological process: activation of protein kinase activity; regulation of mitotic spindle organization; regulation of mitotic nuclear division. The record is from RefSeq and is a predicted model, not a curated record. The transcript has 12 exons. Gene Ontology annotation, cellular component: nucleus; cytoplasm. Lineage: Eukaryota; Metazoa; Chordata; Mammalia; Carnivora; Phocidae. The coding region runs from base 82 to 1710 and encodes 542 amino acids. Gene Ontology annotation, molecular function: protein kinase binding.
CCUGGCCCCUCGGGAGCGCCCUGGAGUCGCCUAUUGGGGGGGCUUCCUUUUUAUACACACCACUAGUUUUCUCUCUGUGCUAUGGGAGAUGUCAAAGAAUCAAGAAUGCAAAUACCACCGGAAACUCCAGGAAGGAUCCCGGUUUUGAAUCCUUUCGAAAGUCCUGGUGAUUAUUCUAAUCUCCAUGAACAAACUCUCUCCAGUCCUUCUGUUUUUAAAUCAACAAAAUUACCAACUCCAGGGAAAUUUAGAUGGUCUAUUGAUCAACUAGCUGUGAUAAAUCCUGUAGAAAUAGACCCAGAAGACAUUCAUCGUCAAGCUUUAUACUUAAGUCAUUCUCGAAUAGAUAAAGAUGUGGAAGACAAAAGACAAAAAGCCAUUGAAGAGUUUUUCACAAAAGAUGUCAUUGUACCCUCUCCUUGGACUGAUCAUGAAGGGAAACAGCUUUCAGAGUAUCAUUCCAGUAAAUGUAUUAAUAUAACUAGUGAAUCUCCAACUGGAAGAAAACUGACCAUCCAUUCUGAGAAAAGCAAUGCUGCUUGUCAGACAUUGCUGUCUCUUCCUGUGGAUUUUAAUUUAGAAAAUGUAUUAGGUGACUAUUUUAGAGCUGAUGAAUUUUCAGAUCAAUCUCCUGGAAACCUCAGUUCUUCGUCCCUCAGAAGAAAGCUGUUUUUAGAUGGCAAUGGAAGUAUUUCUGACUCCUUACCUCCAGCUUCUCCCAGAAGUCCUCGCAGUGGUGCUCAAGCCUCAGUUGAGGUUUUUUAUUCGAUAGAUUUAUCUCCUGUACGGUGUAGGAGCCCUGUGCAGACACCAAGUUCGGGGCAGUUUUCUUCCAGCCCUAUUCAGGGCAGUGCAAAAAAAUACAGCUUGGGAAGUAGAACCAGCCCUUCACCUCUUUCUUCACCCACUUUCUCACCAAUUGCAUUUCAGAUAGGAAAGACUCCACUCUCGGAACAAAGGAAGUUUACUUUUCAUUCUCCUGAUAAUUCGGCUGGAACAACAAAUUCUAAUGGAAUUACUAAUCCAUGUAUCAGAAGUCCUUAUAUAGAUGGCUGCUCACCAAUUAAGAAUUGGUCUCCUAUGAGACUCGAGAUGUGUACAGGCGGUACUCAGUAUCGGACCUCCCUGAUUCGGAUACCUUUCGCUCUCGAGGCUCACGGGGAAGAUGAAGAAGAUCCGGUGAAUCUUCCUUCCACAGAAUCCUCGUCACCAGCCAUGGACACGGGUGGAGUACACCUGCGGCAGGUGACCAGUGACACUUCUGCACAUGGCACACGUUUGGUAGUGACUGCCAUGUCUAUUACACAGAAUCAGUCCAGUACUUCUGAGAAAGAAUUAGCACUGUUGCAGGAUGUUGAAAGUGAGAAGGAGAACAACACUGUGGAUAUGGUUGAUCCUAUAGAAAUAGCAGAUGAGAACACUUGGAUUAAGGAGCCGGUUGAUAAUGGGAGUUUGCCCAUGACUGAUUUUGUGAGUGGGAUUGCCUUCAGUAUUGAAAACUCUCAUAUAUGCAUGUCACCUCUUGCAGAAAGCAGUGUCAUUCCUUGUGAAAACAGUAACAUUCAGAUGGAUAGUGGCUAUAACACACAGAAUUGUGGAAGCAAUAUUAUGGAUACUGUUGGAGCAGAUAGUGAUGCACAAACCUUGGAACUUGAGAAUAAAUCUCAAGUUUUUAAUACAAAGGAAGACCGUGUAACACAGAGGUGUUGAAUGAAAACAGCAACUCCUCCUCAAGGCAGCAGUCCAUAGAAUACCUCUCAGAACCAAAGACCAGUGGCUCCUCACAUAAUUUUUUAUGCACAGGAUCAAUAAUGUGAUCGUGAUUGGGAAAAAGUUGCUUCAACUAACAUGCUUCGCUUUUUUUUUUCCUCCCUUAAUGUGAAAAA